UACAUGUUGAGUUUUGAAUGGGUUACCUUGUCUACCAUUCUUUCCUUUGUAGAGUAACAACGGCAACGACAACAAAAAGCGAAGAAUCAGAAAGUUCGACUGCCUGAUUGAAUUCAUUUUGUCUCAUUUUACCUCAUUCAAUUACACAUUACUGCACAUUACUACGCCACAGCAAAUCUCAUCAUUGUUACAUUAUGAAUAACGGACCACCUCCACCUCUUGGACUUCCUAGAGCCAGUCGAACGGACACAAGAUAUCGACUUGUUGUAGUCCAGAAUCCUAUUCGAGCACGAAGCUGUGGAUUCGGUGAAAAGGACAGACGUCUGAUCGAUCCACCCCCUAUCCUUCAACUAUUUGUUGAACAAGACAAUGGAGAAAUUGUCCGAGUCAGUCCAUCAGAUUCAAUGUUCUUCCUUGUUCAAUGCGAUCUUUAUUGUGAGAACAAGCUUGAGAAUCGUAGUGUUGUGUAUGCACCUUGGUCGGUGCCUCUUUCUGGUACAACACACCCAUCUACUCCUACACAGGGAAAAGACAGAGAAAUUCAAAUACAAACCCAAACCCAAACUCCCGGCUCGAUGUCGGGCGUUAUUUCACUGCGCAAACCCCAAUUCCUACGAAAUCUAACUGGAUCUAUAAAUUCCAACGCCUACCAUCUCAUGAAUCCUAACAAUGAAAUGGGUGUUUACUUUAUCUUUCAUGACCUGUCUGUUCGAACAGACGGUAGAUUUACACUCAAAUUUAUGCUUAUGAACCUAGCAGCAGGAGAACCAUUCACAAUGAGUACAAAUAUCCAGACUGAGAUGUAUUCUAAUCCAUUUACGGUGUACUCUGCUAAAAAGUUCCCCGGAAUGACGGAUUCGACAGAGCUCUCGAGAUGCUUUGCAAGACAGGGAAUCAAGAUAUCAAUUCGAAAAGAAAACUCUUAUAAGAGAACGUCUGAUAAAUACUACACUGCGCCAAAGACGAAAAAACGUACAGAAAAUCAAAAGAUGAUCGAUACAGACAAUAUUGGAGAUUCUGGUAACACCUGCUCCUCUCCUCAACUGCCACCCAUUCGUAGAUCUGUGUUUGGUUCUUCAAAUGAAUCUAUUUCUACAAAUUUCAUUCCCUCCAUACCUUCCAUAGUGUCUAUCCCUUCUAUCCAAUACACACGUAUUCCUAUAGCAAAUGUGCUUUCGCCGAUCGUUGACGACGAUUAAGAAUAUCAUCAAGAAACCAAAACAUCUUGAACCUUGUACAUACAGACGCACAUAUUCCUUACCAACAGCAUGCUAAUACUCUCUCUCUCUUUCUCUCUCUCUUGAUGAAUACACAUACAAAUGGUAUUCAUUUAUUCAUUUAUUCAUUUCUACUUUGCUUUUAGGCAAAAUAUUACUAUUAGAAUAUCCAUGUCUUUUAUAUAUUAUCAUUAUUAUUAUUAUAUUAUUAUUAUUAUAUCAUUAAAGCAAAAAUAAAUAAAUACUUGUAAAUGUUUAAAAUUC
Phycomyces blakesleeanus NRRL 1555(-) is the source of this 1481-nucleotide messenger RNA. RefSeq lists its product as hypothetical. The coding region runs from base 195 to 1199 and encodes 334 amino acids. The record is from RefSeq and is a predicted model, not a curated record. Lineage: Eukaryota; Fungi; Mucoromycota; Mucoromycetes; Mucorales; Phycomycetaceae. The transcript has 6 exons.